This is a messenger RNA of Fusarium poae, 207 nucleotides long. RefSeq lists its product as uncharacterized. The record is from RefSeq and is a predicted model, not a curated record. Lineage: Eukaryota; Fungi; Ascomycota; Sordariomycetes; Hypocreales; Nectriaceae. Bases 1 to 207 code for a protein of 68 amino acids. The transcript has 2 exons.
AUGGAGCUAGCAAUGAAGCACAGGAAGGUCUCUGAUCAAUCUGGUCCUGAUAAGGCUACCACCAACGCUGAUUCACUCAUGAUCUUUUCGUUGAUGAUGUACAACGAUCAGUGGGACUGGACGGUAUACGGCAAAGCUCGCGAUUUAGCACGACUUACGCAGAAGCUUGAGGAGGCUAACAGGAAGAGAAAGGGACAGAACCCGUAG